This is a messenger RNA of Williopsis jadinii, 1026 nucleotides long. Its product is annotated as mitochondrial carrier. Bases 1 to 1026 code for a protein of 341 amino acids. The transcript is spliced from 2 exons. The record is from RefSeq and is a predicted model, not a curated record. NCBI's taxonomy places the organism in Eukaryota, Fungi, Ascomycota, Saccharomycetes, Phaffomycetales, Wickerhamomycetaceae. Gene Ontology annotation, biological process: mitochondrial citrate transmembrane transport.
AUGUUUUCGUACUGUCCAAACUUGGUGACGGCUGUCAUCGCGGGUGUGAGUGCCUCGCUGGUACAAACCACACUCACGUACCCCUUUGAAUUUGCGAAAACAGUGUCGCAGCUGACCCGUAGGAUCCCAAACUCCAAGGGAGUAUUCCCUUCACUCGAGCUACAUCAUCAGUUUAAACACUACUUUGCAGGAUGUGGCGCAUUGAACGUGGGGAACGCGUUGAAGUCAGGCUCCAGGUUUAUGGUGUUCAACUGGGCCUCUAAGUUCAUGGCGUCGGAUACGGGCAAGACAAGCGCUCCAAGAUUGGUCAUUGCUGGUGCGAUGACAGGCUUUGUCGAAUCGCUAUGGAUUAUUCCAUUCGAAAACAUCAAAACCACCAUGAUUGAAAGCGCUCUGAUAACAAGCGCACGUGAUAGAGGUGAAAAGAGUGCACUUGAUUCCAACCUUCAGGGCUCCACUGAAACUGCGACAAAGUCAAAGAAAACGUUCCACAAGUCUUUGGCAUCAGACUUAUCGAACCACCCAAUGGUGGUUGCCAAACGUAAAUGGGAUAAAAACCCUCCUGCAAACUUCUUACAGGCAACUCAGGAGAUUUAUCAGACCAGAGGGUUUCGAGGAUUCGUACAAGGUACCGUACCAACCCUCUUGAGACAGUGCACCAACAGUGCAGUGAGAUUUGGUACGUAUACUUGGUUAAGGUCUCUUUUCGGCCACAGUGGUGAGAUGAACACAUACCUUACAUUCACCAUUGGUGUUACAAGUUCUGUUGUUGUGGUCGCAGUGACUCAACCUAUCGAUGUCAUCAAAACAAGAAUGCAGAGUAGAGAGACGUUUUACCUAUACAAGAAUUCUUUAAACUGUGCCUACAGAAUCUUUGUUGAAGAAGGUGUGAAGGCAUUCUGGGCUGGUUGGUUCCCUCGACUCUUGAAGGUUGGUACAUCUGGAGGUGUUGCAUUCACAGUUUACCAGCACGUUGAGAACCAGAUAACAAGAGCACUCAAGGAAAAACCAUUCCAGGCUGAUUAG